Messenger RNA from Dioscorea cayenensis subsp. rotundata (Guinea yam), 2532 nucleotides. RefSeq names its product glycerophosphodiester phosphodiesterase GDPDL4-like. The coding region runs from base 55 to 2445 and encodes 796 amino acids. Gene Ontology annotation, biological process: lipid metabolic process. Lineage: Eukaryota; Viridiplantae; Streptophyta; Magnoliopsida; Dioscoreales; Dioscoreaceae. Gene Ontology annotation, molecular function: glycerophosphodiester phosphodiesterase activity. The transcript has 8 exons. The record is from RefSeq and is a predicted model, not a curated record.
CCUCAUCUUUGCUCCUCUGUUUAGAGCUUUGCUCUUCUUCUUGAGGUUAAGGCAAUGCUGGGAAUGAGUUCUUUCUUCUCCUUUCUCAUUGCAUUCCUUCUCUUUCUCUCCCUGGUCACUGCUCAGCUAGCAAAGCCAUCAUCUUGGCAGACCUUGAGUGGUUCUGCCCCGUUAGUAGUUGCCAAGGGGGGAUUCUCAGGGAUCUUUCCAGACUCUAGUUCAGCAGCUUAUGAAUUAGCAAUGAUGAGCAGUAAAACUGAUACAAUUCUAUGGUGUGAUGUACGAUUAACAAAGGAUGGCUUUGGAAUCUGUCUUCCUGAUAUCAAGUUAGACAAUUGUACCAACAUUGCUUAUGUAUUUCCUAAUGGGAAAAAUAAAUACAUCAUUAAUGGUGUCCUCACAAAAGGAUGGUUUUCAGUGGACUAUGCUUUGAAAGAUCUGGCAAAUGUCGGCUGUAAGUUCUUCAAUUUAUCCUACAAACCGAAAUUUUCUGUUUCAUACUUCGAAAAUGCUGACUACUCCAAAUUUAAGUUCUUGUUGAUGAAUUAUGACCUAUAUAUUGACAACACCUUGCUCAUGCAAGCAGUAGUUCAGGCAAUUUAUUCUCGAACCGAGAAAUUUGAUUUGGCCUAUGGAAUCUUUGGUGUUGAAGAUGUAGUAGCUCUUAAGCCACCAGGACUAUGGUUAAAUAUACAGCAUGAUGCAUUCUACAGUCAACACCUUUUGAACAUGACAAGGUAUAUACUUUCAGUAUCAAAAAAUGUUACUGUAAAUUAUGUCUCAUCACCAGAAGUUGAUUUCCUCCGCAAUCUAGUGAGAGAAUUUAGGGGAACCAAGACGAAACUUGUGUUUCGAUUUCUCGAGUAUGAUGAUACUGAACCUACCAUGAACCAAAAAUAUAGUUCUUUAUUGAAAAAUCUUACCUUUAUCAAGACAUUUGCUUCCGGAAUUCUUGUGCCCAAGGAAUACAUUUGGAAUGCAACAAAUGAACCAUAUCUACUACCUCACACCUCUGUUGUCACAGACGCACAUAAAGUAGGACUUGAAGUAUUUGCUUCAGGCUUCCAUAAUGAUGCAAUUAUUCCCUUCAAUUAUACCUAUGAUCCUUUAGCCGAAUACCUUAACUAUGUGGAUAAUGGUGACUUCUCAGUCGAUGGUGUGCUUACCGACCAUCCUAUAACCUCAUCGGAGGCCAUAGAUUGCUAUUCUCAUAUGGACAAGAAUAAUAACUCUGAUCUCGGAAAGCCGACUAUUAUCUCCUACAAUGGAGCUAGUAGUGACUACCCAGACUGCACAGAUCUUGCUUACAAUCAAGCAGUUCUAGAUGGUGCUGAUUUUAUUGACUGUCCUGUUCAAAUGACAAAAGAUGGAGUUCCUAUAUGCAUGAGUUCAAUAGACCUUAUUCAAGUUACUACAGUAACAACAUCGGCUUUUAGAGCGCGUAUUUCUACAUUACCUGAACUUCAGGCAGCUACUGGAAUUUUUGUCUUCAAUUUCACAUGGGAAGAAAUUCACAAUUUGAAACCCGUUAUAUCAAGUCCAGAGAUAAACUACGGCAUGGUCAGAAACCCAAGAUUUAAAUACAGUGGGCAGUUCAUGAAAUUAUUGGAUUUUCUGGCAUUUGCGAAAGACAAGGCCUUAUCUGGAGUCACUAUUAAAAUAAACAAUGCUGCUUUCCUUGUGGAGAAGUUGGGCUUUGAUGUAGUCAAUGAAGUCAUCAACGCUCUAAACAGUACAGGCUACAACAACCUCUCUACUCAGCAAGUUAUGAUCCAAUCAAACAGCAGUUCAGUCCUGAUGAAGUUCAAGCAGCAAACCAAGUACAAUCUCAGCUACGUGGUCCACGAAUCCAUUAGCAAUGCCGAUAACUCCUCCAUUGCAGACAUCGCAAACUUUGCUCACUCUGUGGCCAUUGACAAGAAAUCUAUAUUCCUCGAAAACUAUAACUACAUUAUUGACCAGACACAGGUUGUGAAAAGAUUGAAGUCUGCUGGUCUUGCGGUGUACGUAUAUGUUCUCCAGAACGAGUUUGUAACACAUUUCUGGGAUUUCUUCAUGGACCCAUAUGUGGAGAUCAAUUCAUAUGUUAAUAUAUCAGGAGUUGAUGGCAUUAUCACCGAUUCCCCGCGAACAACUAAGACAUAUAGAAGAAAUACUUGUGCAAAAUCUGGUGGGUUUCCAAAUUAUAUGGAAGCUUUAGGAGUUGGCACAUUAUGGACACUUAUUCCCCCUGUUGUUCUGCCGCCGGCUGUUGCUCCAUUUCCGGUCUUGGAUGCCGCUGAUGUUUUGGAGUCACCUCUGCCUUCAGUAAAAGGUGCAAAAACAGGGCCAUCCACUUCUCCAUCUCCUCCAACUGCACCAGCUCCAAGUAGUUCAAAUGUCCACCUAAACUCUGUUGCUUUAAUCUCUCUCUCUGUAAUAAUGAUGAAAUUGACGUUGUGGUGAAUUUUAGUUAUUGUACUGAUAGUUCUAGGUUUUCCCCCUUGAUGUUAUAGUUUGCUCUUGUGCGCCAAUCUAUAUAUGUUUUGCAUA